CGGACGAUUAAACGUCCUUCUUCUAAACUAGUGCUAAGAAAAAAAAGAACAUUACAAAGGAUGCAGAGGAGUAUAAGAAGGUAGUAAAAUCCAGCUGCGACGGCAGUUGUAAAUGAUAAGACUCAACUGUCUGUAGGUAACACUUCAAGUAGGGGAGAAGGAGCGAAAACCAAAUCAAGAUGAAACGUUUCCUAAUUGCAGUAUUUUGGGUGACUUUAGCUGCUGUCAGAGCUUCUCCAAAUCCUGCAAAAGCCUCAGUCGAAGCUAAAGCAAGUUUAGGAAUUGAUGCAGAUAUCAGCAUUGAUGCCGAUUCUUCCAUAUAUGAUGGUCCGAUUGAAUGGGAUGAUAACUGUGAUUGUAAUUUAGAAGAUAAUGACUACUACGACGAUAUUUUGUACAUGCGAAGGCGUUAUCAGGAUUUCGCUGCCGUAAGAGACUUCGAAAAUUACGUCAAAAGAGAAGUGGAUGCUUGGAGAAGACAUUUCUUCUCUGCAGGUGCAGAUAAUCAGACUACCUUGUUUGAGAAUGAACAAGCAUUCCAAAGGCUCCGUUUGAGACCGCGUAUCCUUCGAGGUGUGGGUGUCAGAGAUACAACAUCACAGUUGCUAGGAGACGAUGCAUCAUUCCCCCUCGGCAUUGCACCUAUCCCCCUCCUAGAAUAUGCAGAUCCCGAUGGAGAGAAUGGUGUCGCUGAAGCCGCGGAAUGCGAAGGAGUCCCUUACAUUGUCAGCGCAUUCUCCAGCACCGAUCUGGAAGAAAUUGCAGCCAGAGCCCCUCAUGCUAACUUGUGGAUGGAAACCUUCAUCUUCUUCGAUCGCUCUAUCACCCAGAGCAUCAUAGAAAGAGCUGAAGCAUCUGGAUACAGAGCAAUCGUCGUCACUGUUUCCCUGCCCGAGGAUGGCAAUAUAGUGCCAACAGUAAGAGAUAAUCCAGUCUUGCCUGAUUACAUUCAUCUCCCUAACAUUGAAAAUGAUGAAUCCAAUGAGAACUUUGUCGCUGAGGUUUCAGCCGGUGCUGAUCGCCCUUACCUGCACAGACAUCAUAUUCUUUCACAGAUUGAACUGGUAAAAGGAAAAGGCUACUUCAAAACUGAAAAAGUCGAUCAGAGAUACGAAAGGACAUCGCAGUGCAUUGGAUCUUUUGGUUUGGCAGACUAUUUCAAUUAUUUAAUAGAUCCAGAGCAAAGCUGGGAUGAUAUUCGCUGGAUCAGGAAGACCACAAACUUACCUAUUGUUGUCCGUGGUGUAUUAACUGGUUGUGAUGCGAUUAGGGCUGUUGAAAAUGGAGCUAAUGCAAUCAUCGUAGACAACAUAGGAGGCCGAGGUUUAGACUCAGCUCCGCCAGCCAUCGAAGCUUUAGCUGAAGUCCUUGAAGCUGUUGACGUUUACCAGAACGUUGAAGUCUUCUUGAGUGGCGGAGUACGCUGGGGUACUGAUGUCUUCAAGGCUUUAGCCAUGGGAGCUGAUGGAGUCUUCAUCGGGAGACCAGUUUCAUGGGGAAUGUUACAUAGUGGUAAAUGUGGUGUAAGACGAGUUUUACAAGUUCUCAGAAGAGAAUUUGAAAGAGACAUGGGUCUAAUGGGAGUGAAACACGUCGAUGAGAUCACAUCUACCAUGGUGGUCACAGAGAACUAUUACAGACACCGAUACAGGCCAAACGAUGUAGAUGGAAGAACCAGUGCACGUGAAGAUAGAUUGGAAUGCCCUUUCGGCUACGAUUACGAUGAAGAUUUUGAUCCUUCUUUGGAAGACGUCAUCGAACUAAGACCUCGUUAUGGGCCAAGACUUCCAAAUAAUUACGGCAUCUCCCCUCCAAUUCUUCCCAACUUUUAAUUAAUUAAACCUGCAUCAAGAUCUUUUUUUCUCUAACACCCAACAAAUUAUAUAUCUUAAAAUAACAAUUUAAAUUUUUGGUCUGUUAAUAUUUUGAAAAAAUUAUAAAACAUGUAUUAUAUCUUUUAAUAUAAUUAUUUUCGACCAGUACUUUAUUCAAGUAUUUUUAUUAGUAAUUACAUGAGAAUGUCAAAGUUGCCUGAUUAAUUUAUACAACACAAAUUACACAAUUGUUAUAAAUUCUUUUUUUGCUAAAAUUAACUACUGUAAUCAAUUUUUAUUUAGACAGAAUUUUAUUUACUUUUUAGUCAAAAACAAAUCAUAAAAAUGUUUCUUUAUCUUGUGCUUUUUUUUUUUCUGGUUUUGUAAAUGUAUAGAAACGGGUGUAUAAAAUAAAAUGUAGAGUCAGAAUUUAAAAAUAAAAUUUGUAUGGUUUCUUUUUAUUCUAAACUACUGCAGAAUAUCUUCUUCAGUUUCAUUAAGUAGGGUCUAAAUCAUUACUUGUGUGCAUUUAAAGUAUUGUAAUUUAAGAAUAUUUGUAAUUUCUUGAAAGAAGAAAUAUAAUAUUAGGAAAUGAGAACAUUACUUAAAUCUCAACUAAAGUCCCAGUUAUUCCUCAUUUAUAAUAUUAUGUAUAUCGGUGUUGUAAAUGAUUGGUAUUAUUGUACAGAAAUGUUUUUGGAAAUUGGUUGACUGAUUUGAAAGCUGAUGAGAAUAUUUUCCUAAACUAUGAAGCACGUAUUUGGUUAACAUCUUUCCAGGGUUUUAGCUUCUCUCCUGGCUAUAAAUUGUUAUAUAGUGACGAAUUUACUGCAAAAGUAUGUAAAAUAAACAUUUAUGACAUAGUUGAAAA
Messenger RNA from Stegodyphus dumicola, 2685 nucleotides. Its product is annotated as 2-Hydroxyacid oxidase 1-like. Lineage: Eukaryota; Metazoa; Arthropoda; Arachnida; Araneae; Eresidae. The record is from RefSeq and is a predicted model, not a curated record. Gene Ontology annotation, molecular function: FMN binding; oxidoreductase activity.